GCUGAUUGGCUGCGCGGGGCGGCUCCGAGGUCUCAGCGGCAGGAACCCCGCGCACUCCAGCCUUGCAGCCUCAGGAGUCGGUGCCGCGCGCCCGCUGCCCCGCGCCCUCCUGCCCACCGCGUAUCUCGGAGCCAGCCCACCGCGCCUCCUCCCCGCCCGCGCCGCCUCCCGCCGCGUCGCCUCCUGCCGCAGGCCGAGGGCCGCCACCGGCCGGGACCGGGAGGCAGCGCGGGGCCGCGGAGCCGGCCAGCACUGGGGACGGCGCCUUUUGUCCCCGGAGGUCCCUGGACGUUUGCGGCGGGACGCGCGCAGGGAGGCGGCGGAGGCAGCCCGACGUCGCGGGGGCCGAGGCGCAGAGCCGGCAUGGGCAGCGGGCGCAGCGCGGGGGGCAGCCGCGGGGCCGCCCUGGGCGUGCUGCUGGCGCUGGGCGCCGCACUCCUGGCUGCGGGCUCGGCCAGCGAGUACGACUACGUGAGCUUCCAAUCGGACAUCGGCCCGUACCAGAGCGGGCGCUUCUACACCAAGCCGCCGCAGUGCGUGGACAUCCCCGCGGACCUGCGGCUGUGCCACAACGUGGGCUACAAGAAGAUGGUGCUGCCCAACCUGCUGGAGCACGAGACCAUGGCGGAGGUGAAGCAACAGGCCAGCAGCUGGGUGCCCCUGCUUAACAAGAACUGCCACGCCGGCACCCAGGUCUUCCUCUGCUCUCUCUUUGCCCCUGUCUGCCUGGACCGGCCCAUCUACCCGUGCCGCUGGCUCUGCGAGGCCGUGCGUGACUCGUGCGAGCCGGUCAUGCAGUUCUUCGGCUUCCACUGGCCCGAGAUGCUUAAGUGUGACAAGUUCCCUGAGGGGGACGUCUGCAUCGCCAUGACCCCGCCCAAUGCCACCGAAGCCUCCAAGCCCCAAGGCACAACCGUGUGUCCUCCAUGUGACAACGAGUUGAAAUCCGAGGCCAUCAUCGAACAUCUCUGCGCCAGCGAGUUUGCACUGAGGAUGAAAAUAAAAGAAGUGAAAAAAGAAAACGGCGACAAAAAGAUUGUCCCCAAGAAGAAGAAGCCCCUGAAGUUGGGACCCAUCAAGAAGAAGGACCUGAAGAAGCUCGUGCUGUACCUGAAGAACGGGGCCGACUGUCCCUGCCACCAGCUGGAUAACCUCAGCCACCACUUCCUCAUCAUGGGCCGCAAGGUGAAGAGCCAGUACUUGCUGACGGCCAUCCACAAGUGGGACAAGAAAAACAAGGAGUUCAAAAACUUCAUGAAGAAAAUGAAAAACCACGAGUGCCCCACUUUUCAGUCUGUGUUUAAGUGAUUCUCACGGGGGCGGGUUGGGGAGGGAGCCUCAGGUGGGGGGGGGCAGGGGGACAGCGCCCCAGGAACCCGGUGGGUCACACACACGCACUGCGCCUGUCAGUAGUGGACAUUGUAAUCCAGUCAGCUUGUUCUUGCAGCAUCCUGCUCCCUUCCCUCCAUAGCCACGCUCCAGACCCCAGGGUAGCCACGGCCAGGUAAGGCAAGGGCCAUUUAGAUUAGGAAGGCUUUUAGGAUCCACAAGGCAGAGCAGCAGCCACUGCACAGGAGGUGGUGACAAACUAUUUUCCCCAGUGACGCAGCCACUAAAGUACAAAAAGGGGGAUUGGGCCGAAAGUGAAAGCCAGCAGAACAAACUCUGUUUUGCAACUUGCUGGUAUUGAUCUACUGGCUGAUCUAUGCCUUUCAGCUAGAACAUUCCAAUAAUUGGUAAGUCGCGUUAAUUUCAGGUCGAGUAGUUUCUUUCUGUCUGCUUUAGAUGGAAACAGACCCAUACCACACUGACAAUUAAGGUCAAGCCCAGAAAGUGAUAAGCGCAGGGAGGAAAAGUGCAAAUCCAUCGCGUAAUAAUGACAGCAAAGGGACCGGGAAGAGGAAUCGCUGGCUCUGCCCACCGUCUUUCCUUGUGAUUGUCUUUGGAUCCGAAUCAGCCAGUCUCAGAUGCUUUGAAAGUUUAGUUUCUAUGAGCGCAGGGCACAGUCUUAUUCCCCAGACAUGUGGAGGGGUAGCCUGUGCCUGCCUUUGUGUCAGAAAAAGGAAACCACAGUGAACCUGAGAGAGACAGCAAUUUUUGGGCUGAGAAGGCAAUGUCUGGUAGUUUUCAAAACACGUAGUUAAAAAAGAAACAAAUGAAAAAACUUUUUAGAACAGUCCAGCAAAUUGCUAGUCAGGGCGAAUUGUGAAAUCGGGUGAAAAGCUUAGUAUUCUAAUCUCAUGUGUGUUCCUUUUUACAUUCUUAAAAGAACAACGAAAAACACCCACUGAUUUUUCAAGGUUUUAAAAAAGUCUACAUUGAGCCUUUGAACAUUGUGCUAGAACAAGCUCUCCUGAUCCGUCCCAGGCUGCUUUCCCGAAGAGCAGCUAUCCCUAGGCAUUUGCUAAGGGAGGCGGAUUUCCCUGGUGGCGCAGCCGGAGCCAUGUGGCUCUCCUUCCUAAAGAGUCCGUGGUUGCCCUAGAACCUAACGCUCCCAGGCAAAACUCGCAGUGCUUUCCGUUCUUCCAGUAAAGAAACAAUCCUUUGAACUUGAUUGCCUAUAGAUCAAAGAAAUUUGGAAUAGCCUGCCUGUCUGUCCCCCUACACUUUUUACAUAUGUUUUUUUCACGUCUGCAGAUGGAAAGUUGACAAGGGUAGGGUGUCUCCAACUAGGGAGAGAGUUUUAGAGACAAAACAUCUCUGCAGCUUUUCCCAAGUGCCCUGAGAUAUUUCUCAAAGCCCUUAUGUUUUAUCAGCGAUGUACAUAAGCCAGUUCACUUCGACAAAUUUGCCAGUCUUGUCCAGUGUACAGGAGAUAGUUCUAAAAAAAUUCAUAUUAAUUUUUUCCCCCAAAGCCGGAUUCUUAAUUCUCUGCAACUCUUUGAGGACCUUUGUGACUGUCCGUCUGGGCCAAUGCUUAUACCCAGUAAGGAUGCUGCAGUGAGGCUGUGAAGUGGCCCCCUGUGGCCCUGGACUGACCUGGAGGAAGGGAUAGUAGAUUCUGUUAACUCUUGAAGAUUCCAGUAUGAAAUCAGCAUGCUCACCUAGUUACCUACCUGAGAGUUAUCCUGAUAUAAUUAACCUCUCACAAUUAGUGAUCCUAUCCUUUUAAUGCUUUUUUUUGUGGGGUUCUCUCUGACCUUUCAUUGUAAAGUGCUGGGGACCUUAAGUGAUUUGCCUCUACUUUUGGAUGAUUAAAAAAUGUGUAUAUAUAUUAGCUAAUUAGAAAUAUUCUACUUUUCUGUUGUCAAACAAAUUCAGAGCAAGUUCCUGAGUGCAUGGAUCUGGGUCUUAGUUCUGGUUGAUUUCACUCAAAUGUUUAGUGCUCCUAUGUAUCUGGUUGAUUUCACUCAAGUGUUUAGUGCUCAUUUUGACAAAGUGCCUCAUGCAGCCAGGCCCUCUUUCUGUGGCAGAGUUCUUAGUGGAGGGGUUUAUCUGGGACGUUAGCAAUUACCACGGAGUGUGGAAGGGCAGGUGACUGUGCUGUGUAGCUCUCUAAAUGGGAAUUCUCAGGUAGGAAGUGACAGCUUCAGAUAGAGCUCAAAAUGAAUUGGAAAUGUGAAUCACAGCUGUGGAUUUUAUCACCGCCUCAGAGACCUAGGACUUUGAGUUUCAUUAGUUCCUUUAAUGAAGAUUUUAGACCCUGAAAUUGCUGCUUUGUCUCUUAUCACAUCAGCAAUUUCAGAACCAAAAGGGAGGCUCUCUGUAGGCCCAGAGCUACACUAUCACCAACCUUUGUUUUUCUCCAUAAAGUAUCUAACAAAACCAAUGUGCAGACUCAUCAGCCUGGUCAUUGGUUUCCGAGGAGGUCUGCAUAUGAUUUGCUAAUUAUCACUAGGGCCAAGGUGGAAUUUGUAAAGCUUUACAAUAAUCAUUCUGGAUAGAGUCCUUGGCAGAACUCAGUUAAAUCUUAGAAGAGGAUUUGUAGUUAUCUUAGAAGAUAGCAUGGGAGGCGAGGAUUCCAAGAACAUUUUAUUUUUAAAGUAUCCUGUGUAACACUUGGCUCUUGGUGCCUGUGGGUUAGCAGCAAGUUCUCCCCAGGGCAGAAUUCAAUCAGAGCUCCAGUUUGCAUUUGGAUGUAUAAAUUACAGCAAUCCCAUUUCCCAAACCUAAAAUCUGUUUUUCUCAUCAGACUCAGAGUUACCAGUUGCUGUGUCGUAACUUCAUAGAUGCAGGAGGCUCAGGCAUCUGUUUCAGGAGAGCACCCUAGGCAGCCUGCAGGGAAUAACGUACUGACCAUUCUGACCUGUCACCAGCAGAUACACAGGACAUGGAUGAAAUUCCUGUUUCCUCUAGUUUCUUUCUGUAGUACUCCUCUUUUAGAGCCUAAGUCUCUUAUGAAAGCUUUGAAUACUGUGAAAAUGUUUUACAUUCCAUUUCACUUGUGUUGUUUUUUUAACUGCAUUUUAUCAGAUAUUUUGAUGUUUUCACUUAUGUUAGUAGUAAUUCCCGUAUGUGUUCAUUUUCAUGCUUUUUCAGCCAUGUAUCAAUAUUCACUUGACUAAAAUCACUCAAUUAAUCAA
Molecule: messenger RNA, 4523 nt
Organism: Callithrix jacchus (white-tufted-ear marmoset)
Lineage: Eukaryota; Metazoa; Chordata; Mammalia; Primates; Cebidae
Gene: SFRP1
Product: secreted frizzled related protein 1
Biological process (GO): non-canonical Wnt signaling pathway; canonical Wnt signaling pathway
Molecular function (GO): Wnt-protein binding
Source: RefSeq, a predicted model, not a curated record